Messenger RNA from Melampsora larici-populina 98AG31, 1943 nucleotides. RefSeq lists its product as uncharacterized. Bases 32 to 1717 code for a protein of 561 amino acids. Gene Ontology annotation, cellular component: cytoplasm. Lineage: Eukaryota; Fungi; Basidiomycota; Pucciniomycetes; Pucciniales; Melampsoraceae. The transcript is spliced from 5 exons. The record is from RefSeq and is a predicted model, not a curated record.
ACCACUUCAAUUCCAAAUACACUACACUACGAUGGAUGAACCCAAUCAAAAAGACCAUCAAAGCAGCACAGAACCAUCGACUUCCAUCAAUUCUUCAACUUCUACUAUCACAGAUCUAGAUCCAACUCACCAACCCACCCCGAAUCAAAGUACUACGAUACCAGAUCAAACUCAAUCGCAACCCGAUUCUAAUUCGAACUCAUUGGAUCAAGAACUUAAUGAAAUUAAAAAAACUUUAGGAGGGAUGAGUGCUUCGUUAGGUGGAUGGUGGGGAAAAGUAUCAAAACAAUCAGUUGAAGCAUUAAACGGAACAUCAAUCGGAGCUCAAAUCAAUAAUGUCAAAAAAGACAUAGCAUCCUUAAACAUACUAGAAAAAGCUAAAAAAGAAGUCGAAAGGAUUGGAGAACAAGCCAAAGAGAGUUAUGCAGUAGUUCAACAUGAGUUAGAGAAUGGAGGGAGUGAUUUAAAGGAUGGAAAUCAUAGGAUGGUUACCGUUGAUGGGUUAGAGUUGAUCAUUCAGGAUGAUGAUUUAGAGGAAAAAGAAAAAGGAAAAGGAAAAGAUUAUGUGGGUGAUCAAGAACGUACAAAGGAAACUGAGGGAGGAGGGGAAGGUGAUAGGAUGGUAGAUCCAAAAGAUGAAGAUCAACACUCAAGUAACACCUCACCUAAACUUCAAAAUAAUCUGUUCGACCCAACAAGCAUCAGUUCUUUUUUUUCGAAAUUAUCAAAAGAUAGUGAAAAGUUAACUUCUUCAAUCCAAAGCACUUUAUCAAACUUACCCAAAACAUCAAUCCAAUUACCUAAAACGACCUUGAACGGAAGCUCAUUCGAUCUAAGUGAAGUUCAAAGACUUGCAGAAGGGUAUUUGAACAAAGGUGAAAGUUAUUUACAAGAUGUGGGAAAAGAGUUAAGGGAUUUGGUUAAUGAAGCUGUCAAAGUGAUUCCUCCAGCUGAAGAUGAUCAUCAAAGUGUUUCUACUAAUGAUUUGAAAACGGGUCAAGAGGUUCGAAGUUUGGAUACCAAGAGAGAAACGUCGAUUGCGAGAUUGAGAAGGGACGAAUCAGUCUUACUGGUAGAUCCCUUGGUCGAAUCGAAGGAUAGGUUUCAGGAGUUUUGUAUAUCGGUGGAUCAGGCUGGUGGGGUGUUGGGUGAAGCUUGGAAAAAGAAAAUUCUAGAACAGUGGGAUGGAGAAUUGAACCCAGAUUAUGAGACUUUGAAGACUGUUUUUGAGAAGAUCGUGCCUAGUUUGAUUUCUGAAGAAGUUUUUUGGAGUCGAUAUUUUUUUAGAUUACAUGAAAUCGAUCAAGAAGAAGCGGCUCGUAGAUUAGUCUUAGGUGCAGCACAAGAACAUCAAGAAGGAGAUUUUUCAUGGGAUAUGGAAGAAGAUGAAAGUGAAGGUGAAGGUGAAGAAAAGAAACCUGAAGAAGAGAUCCGAUCGAUGACACCUAAAGCUAAACCGACUUCAUCUAAACUAGAAUCUGAUUCACCAUCACCAAUACAACAACAAGUGAAUCCUUCGAAACCUAAUGUUGGUAGUGGUAGGAACUCGAGUGAAGGAACUACGGAAAGUUUUGAUUUGAUUAGUUCAAACCUUUCACAACCUAGUGGGGAUGAUGAAACUUUAUUGAUUCAAAAAGAUCAUGAUGGAAAAGAUGGAAAAGAUGUGAAAGAUGUGAAAGAGAAGGUUGAAGAAGAUGAAGAUUCAGAUUGGGAAUAAGGAUUGAAAAGUUGAAUGGUUAUGGGUUUUUUCUUUGGAUCAUGUUUAUCAGAAUCAUGGGUUGUUUGUUUACAUCAUUUUUUUUAAAUAUCUCUGUGUACAAUUAGUCAUUUUUUUUAUAUCUUACGAUUUUUUUUUUUCAUAUACUUUAAGGUUUCUUUUUUGUUGUCUUUGAUGAUCAGAAAUUCGAAAUGAACACUUUUUUUAGUGAUUUGUUUUGGGGCGG